Diabrotica virgifera virgifera (western corn rootworm) is the source of this 1077-nucleotide messenger RNA. RefSeq lists its product as uncharacterized. Bases 250 to 1029 code for a protein of 259 amino acids. The transcript has 5 exons. The record is from RefSeq and is a predicted model, not a curated record. NCBI's taxonomy places the organism in Eukaryota, Metazoa, Arthropoda, Insecta, Coleoptera, Chrysomelidae.
ACUUGUUUACGUGUUGACAUAACUAUAACCUUUCAUGUAACCUUCAAUAUCUUUCAUUAUAGAAAAAUAUUGUUUCCUAAAACUUAUGCACUUCGUCUUAAACAUUUUAUCUAUGUCAAAGAUAUUUUGUCAAAAAAUUAACCAUUUUUUGAGACAGAUUCACGAAAUUUAGAUAGCAGGAACUAUAUAAUGAGUAAAUUUACAACUCAUAUUUGUGUAAUUGGUAUUUGCAAAAGUUAGACUGACAAAAUGAACAAAUUUCUGGUUAACUUCGGUUUGUUUGUUCUUGCUGCAAGCUGUGUAGUUUGCGCUCCAAACGAUGGUGGAAGAACUAAAGGAGUGAUCGAGGAAGCAGAUAUUCAAAUCGGUGAAUUGGUCAAACCAUACAUUGGCGAACGUAGAGUGGUAUCGAAAGCACUGCAAAAGUAUCUUAAAGAAUCCGAUUAUCAAGUAAUAAAAGACCUUACUCGUGAAUUCGACAGACACAAGGACAAAUGCGCAGAUAUUGAAAAGAAAAUGAAUGCUACCAUCGAGGACCUCGCCAACUGCAUUGAAGAUAUUACCAUUGGAUCAAGUACCGUGUGCGCUACUGCCCAACGUACAAUUGAAAAAUGCGCCAAGCCAGUCAUUGAAUUAGUUAGCGGUUGUUUGCCAGAAGAAUCCAAAGAACUUCCCGCCUUAGCUGAGGGAAUUGUUCUUGCUGUUUUGAAACAAGCUUGUGCUUCUACAGUAGAAGAAGUAUUAGAAUUAUUUAAUCCAUGCCAAUGGAAAGCUUUCGGAAGCAUUGAAAAAGUAGAUUCCUGCAAAGCCGUCGCCACUGAAGUUGACAGUUGGGAUAACAAAAAACCCGUUCCCACAACUGAAAAUAUUUGCACAGUUUUGCCCAAACUCAAGAAAUGUUCCUCUGACUUCCACGGACAGUACUGCAAGAGCCCAGUCACCCUUAGCUCUUUCGCCAAAUUCCACAAAGCCGUUGAAACCGAAACUGAAAAAAUUUGCCACAAUCCUGUCAAAAACGAAGUCGCUUAAUUUAUGAAUGUUACUUUUUGUUAAAUAAAUUUUAUACUCAUCUUUUUA